Messenger RNA from Brettanomyces nanus, 1899 nucleotides. RefSeq lists its product as uncharacterized. Bases 1 to 1899 code for a protein of 632 amino acids. NCBI's taxonomy places the organism in Eukaryota, Fungi, Ascomycota, Pichiomycetes, Pichiales, Pichiaceae. The record is from RefSeq and is a predicted model, not a curated record. Gene Ontology annotation, biological process: NADP+ biosynthetic process; NAD+ metabolic process. The transcript has a single exon. Gene Ontology annotation, molecular function: NAD+ kinase activity.
AUGUCAUCAAACAAUUCAUGGUCUACAAAUUCAGAAGUUUCUAAUGCUCCGUCCUCAGAUUUGAUAUCUUCCCAGGAUCUUAAACGUUCGGAGUCGAUGAUUCCAAAAGAACCUGUUCUUCACACUUGUUUUUUUGAUAGCGAUUCUCCUACUGUUACUGUUAGCGUUGAUUCCCGAAAUAACCAACCGUUCGAAAAUCAAGUUGGGGUUCAAGCGAAAACCCAAGUUCAGAUAAAAGCCAAAACUCAGGCUCAAGCUCAAGCUCAAGUUUCAUCUCCACCGGGUUACAAUGGAAUGGCAAUGCGUGCAGGAUAUUCGUUGCAAAGGCAACCAAAUUAUAGCUACCAGAAGGCUACAAUUCCUCCGAGUGCACCAGCGCCUGUACCAGUACCAAUUUCUCUGUCUCCGUCACAUAUGAACUCUGCUAAAGAAUGCGACAGCACAGACCAACUUCUCGAUACAUUACAAUACGAGGGUAUCUCGGGGAUGAAAUCUCAUGCCGAUUUGGCUAAAACAGCUCACAGUGUUAGGAUACUAGCAAAAAGAUUGGAUAAAGCCACUAUUCAUCUUCAGAUGAAUAAUGUAAUGAUUAUCACGAAGGCAAGAGACAACUCUUUGAUAUACCUUACUCGAGAAUUGGCUGAAUGGCUAUUGAAGCGGUAUCAGAAGACAACAGUUUAUGUUGAUUAUCAUUUAGAGCAUUCACAUAGGUUUAACUUUGAGGCUUUGAUAGCGGAUGUGACAAAUGGAAAGGAAAGGCUAAAGUGCUGGACCAAAAAGCUCGCAUUAGAGAAGCCGGACCUAUUCGAUUUUGUUAUUACUUUAGGCGGUGAUGGUACUGUACUAUAUGCGUCCACGCUUUUUCAAAAGGUCGUUCCUCCUAUUAUUUCAUUCUCCUUGGGAUCAUUGGGAUUUCUUACAAAUUUCCAAUUCGAGGAUUUCCGGACAACGUUAGAUCUGGGGAUUAAACUGGGUGUUAAAACUAAUCUUCGAAUGAGGUUCACGUGCCGUGUUCACGAUGCCGACGGUGCGUUGAUAUGCGAGCAGCAGGUGUUAAAUGAACUGACCGUGGAUAGAGGUCCGUCUCCCUUUGUCACAAUGCUGGAACUUUAUGGAGACGGUUCUUUAAUUACCGUGGCUCAGGCUGAUGGUCUAAUCAUAGCUACUCCGACAGGAUCCACUGCUUAUUCGUUAAGUGCUGGGGGCUCGCUUGUUCAUCCAAGCGUAAGCACCAUUUGUGUGACCCCCAUCUGUCCGCACACGCUUUCGUUCAGACCGAUAUUACUUCCGGAUUCUAUGGUCUUGAAAAUCAAGGUACCACUGAGAGCUCGAUCACAUGCAUGGGCAUCCUUUGAUGGUAGAGAAAGAACAGAGAUGAGUAAAGGCUACUAUGUGACUGUUAGUGCUUCCCAAUAUCCUUUCCCCACUGUGAGAUCGUCGAAGAGUGAAUAUUUUGAAAGCGUUUGCAGCGUUCUUAACUGGAACAAACGUGAAGAGCAAAAGUCGUUUGUCCAUUUGCUAAGCGAUAAGAAUAAGAAGUCUUACAAUGAUUACAGAGAGUCGCAUGAGAGACGAUGUUUGGAUCAUGAUAUCGAUCAGGAUGGUGAAGGCUAUAACUACUCGCACUCCGACGAUCCUGUAAGUGCGUAUAGCAGCGACGUUCGAGACGAGCAUGUGAUGUACAAUGAUAAAAUUGAUGAUGUGGUUUCCAAUGGUAGAUAUGAAAUUGACUAUAGCGAUGAUUUGGAUGAUUUGGAAUUGGAAGACUCGCUAAGCAAUGAAGUCAAGGGAAAGUUAAAGAUAGGUAUGGCAGACAGCUUUACUGAUGGGAACAAGCCACAAUUUUAUACUGGAGAUUCCUCUGUGAGUACAAGCAGUGGAUCAUCUUCACCCUUAUAA